Messenger RNA from Colletotrichum destructivum, 2006 nucleotides. Its product is annotated as Putative zn(2)Cys(6) fungal-type DNA-binding domain-containing protein. NCBI's taxonomy places the organism in Eukaryota, Fungi, Ascomycota, Sordariomycetes, Glomerellales, Glomerellaceae. Gene Ontology annotation, molecular function: zinc ion binding; DNA-binding transcription factor activity, RNA polymerase II-specific. The transcript has 2 exons. Bases 7 to 801 code for a protein of 264 amino acids. The record is from RefSeq and is a predicted model, not a curated record. Gene Ontology annotation, biological process: regulation of DNA-templated transcription.
GUCACGAUGAAACCUCAGCGAGAGAUUCUACCCGCAGGCCCAACAGCAGCCAGCAGCGCCUCAUCAGAACGGGAGUCGACCCCGCAAUCCGCCACCGGAACCGCCUCGAGUGCGCCUAGACGCCGUCCCCAGACAAAGAUUGCUUGCACUUCGUGUCGGAGGAGGAAAUCAAAGUGCGAUGGCCAGCGUCCCGUGUGCUCCUUGUGCGCCGGCAUGGGUCGUACUAGGUGUGAGUACGAUGCCGGCCCAGACGUUACUCGAUUUGCUGCCCUCAAAACCAAGCACGAGGAACUGCAGCGUCGCGUCACCCUAUUUGAAGAACUCUUCCGCCUACUGUCGAUGCGCUCCGAGGCCGAAUCUGUCGAAAUCAUCCGCCGCAUGCGCACCGCCAAUAUUGAAACGGACCUCGAACACCUCGUCAAGUUCAUCAAGAACGCCGACUUGUUGAUGCAACUGUCCUCCGCCCAGUCGGACCAGACGCCUCCUGCCUCGGGGGAGUCAAGUGUCGACACGCACCUCCUCCCCAUGCCCCUGGACGACAUAUCGUCUCUUCUCGAGCUUUUAAAAUCGGCCGUUUCUAAACUCGACGCCUCGGCCCGGACUGUCUUACUGGACACGAUUAGACAUCAUAUAGAUGUCUUCACCUCACACGAAGGCGGUCGACCAGGCUCCGCGGAAACAGUGAAGCUUGAAGGCAUGCCGGACGGGGAGGCAAACGCAGAGAUGGACGGCGGACGGCCCCAGGAGCCGGGGGCUUUUCUCAAGCGGCUACUUAAUGAUGACAUGACGAGACCGAACUGACGCGCGCGUACUGACUGCCCUGGGAGGUUAGCGCAUUCUUGUGUGACUUCCACGAGCGAUUGAGGUUCACAAAGGGCAGCGGUCGGUCAGACUCAAGAUGGCAUGAGGGCCUGACCAGUUGAUCCGUGAACUCUGCGCGUACAGACCACGACGGCGAAGCAGGCGGCGGGCUUGGGAAACUACUGGGUCGUGACGGGGCGUGGGGAUUCCUUAGGAAAUCGGAGUCGGCUUCCUGAGGGCCAAGAUUUUGUUUUUCACUUUUCCAACGAGCAAUAUUUGGCCAUGUUCUUUACGCAAGCGGUCCGGUGACCGUUACAACUAAAACUCGGUCCAACAGAUCCACGCCGAUCUGGACAGCUUCGCGCCGAAGGCGACAUCGCCCGACGGACCUCGGCUUGGAGCUAUCUAAAAGAGGCGAUGGAGUUGUUUGACGAAAGGAGCGUCAGUGUAUGUCCUCGCAACAGACUCGCCGCGCGUGAAGGCGAGAAGGAACCAUGCGUGGCGUACAGCCGUAAAACAUAGGGUAUUAUUAUGUUGUCCUGACCAAGCAGCUGCAAACUUGUGGCGGGAGAAGGGGGUCCGAAGAGAUGUCUCGGUCUCUAACAAAAUGCGAUCAUUAGACCGAAACAGCUUUGCACUGGCGACACGCACAAAAGAAGAUUGAACGUUUACGCAAGCAUGGUCACGAUGGAGGCGUCGGUCAAACCCCAAAAGCUUCAAUUUCAUCAUCGACAGUGAGUUCUAAGCAUCGUCCCACACCACAAGCUCUCAGCUGGGAGGGACGGCCGGGGGAGGGGUUGAGUAAGGAGCGAGAAAUGACCGAUCGGAGACAGCCCCGAAGGUCGUUAGGACCUUCGCAGCCAUUGUCACCGUGAGGGCGAAACGUCGCCAGAGCGUUGUGAGGGAAGAGAUGACAGUCUCAGCAACACACGGCUGACAGGCGACGCACCGCACAGCACCGUUUCGUGCUGCUACUUCAGCGGUUCCCCUCCCUCCAAGCGUGCGCAUGAGCCCAUUAGGGGACCGUGCGGAAUGGGUUCCGCCGACGGUCGACAGGCACAGGGAGGGGAUAGGUGGGGGGGAAGGUUCCAAGAUGAUGGGCAGAUACAAGCAAAAAUAAAAUGUGCAAGCGUGGCUGUUAUCAGCUACUUGAGUACUACAUUGCAUGUGCAGCCAGCCAGCCAGCCCUAUGACGGGGCGUGCCC